Myxocyprinus asiaticus (Chinese sucker) is the source of this 1925-nucleotide messenger RNA. RefSeq names its product COP9 signalosome complex subunit 4. Gene Ontology annotation, cellular component: COP9 signalosome; cytosol. The record is from RefSeq and is a predicted model, not a curated record. Bases 12 to 1298 code for a protein of 428 amino acids. The transcript is spliced from 11 exons. NCBI's taxonomy places the organism in Eukaryota, Metazoa, Chordata, Actinopteri, Cypriniformes, Catostomidae.
UGCAGAGGAAAAUGGCGACCGGUGUGAGGCAGGAGCUCGCACAGCUGAUGAACUCUAGUGGAUCACAUAAAGAUCUGGCGGGGAAAUAUCGUCAAAUAUUAGAAAAGGCUCUUCAGUUUACCAGUGCAGAACAACUUGAGGCACUGAAAGCAUUUGUUGAAGCCAUGAUCAAUGAGAAUGUGAGCCUGGUGAUAUCCAGACAGCUGUUGACUGACUUUUGCACACACCUUCCAAACCUACCAGAUGGCACAGCAAAAGCCGUUUGCCAUUUUACCCUGGAGAAGAUUCAGCCUAGAGUCAUCUCAUUUGAAGAACAGGUGGCUUCAAUCAGACAGCAUCUAGCCACAAUCUAUGAGAAAGAGGAGGACUGGCGUAAUGCUGCCCAGGUGCUUGUGGGUAUCCCCCUGGAGACGGGUCAAAAACAGUACAAUGUGGACUACAAGUUGGACACCUACCUAAAAAUCGCCCGUCUGUAUUUGGAGGACGAUGACCCCGUUCAAGCAGAGGCCUACAUCAAUCGAGCCUCUUUGCUGCAGAAUGAAUCCACCAAUGAACAGUUGCAGAUUCACUACAAGGUCUGUUACGCCAGAGUUCUAGACUUUCGGAGGAAGUUCAUUGAGGCAGCUCAACGCUACAACGAGCUUUCUUACAAAUCCAUCGUCCAUGAGACCGAACGGCUGGAGGCAUUGAAGCAUGCCCUUCAUUGCACUAUACUUGCCUCUGCAGGUCAGCAGCGCUCUCGUAUGUUGGCGACACUGUUCAAGGAUGAGCGCUGUCAGCAGCUGGCUGCUUAUGGCAUCCUGGAGAAGAUGUACCUGGAUCGCAUCAUCAGAGGAAACCAGCUGCAGGAGUUUGCUGCCAUGCUGAUGCCACACCAGAAAGCCACCACAGCAGAUGGUUCAAGCAUCCUAGACCGAGCAGUUAUUGAGCACAACCUGCUCUCUGCUAGCAAACUUUACAAUAACAUCACUUUUGAAGAGUUAGGAGCACUUUUGGAGAUUCCCCCUGCAAAGACACGAAUGAUACCUCAAAUCAUGCGGCUUGAGGAGAGGUGUGCUAAUACUUUUCAAAGCGAUAUGGCAGAAAAGAUUGCCUCACAAAUGAUUACAGAGGGUCGCAUGAAUGGGUUCAUUGACCAGAUAGACGGCAUUGUCCAUUUUGAAACGCGAGAGCCAUUGCCCACCUGGGACAAGCAGAUUCAAUCGCUGUGCUUCCAGGUGAACAACCUGCUGGAGAAGAUCAGUCAGGCAGCACCAGAAUGGACGGCACAAGCUAUCGAGGCCCAGAUGACCCAAUAAAUACCCUAGAGACGCUACUGUCUACACGCUCAACUCCAAAACCAUGCCCUUUCCCUUUUCGUUCAUCAGAAUUAAGGGCACUAUGAAAGGACUAUUGAAUUUAGCAUUGAUUCAGUUGAACUUGGCACAUUUAUGCUAAUGCCGUAUUAGGUUUGACCAUCUGCGUUGUGAAGUUGAUGUUUUCAGACUUAAUCUGUGAGAAUCUCAUGCCUAAUCAACUUUUAAAAAAUGUCUUUGUCUCCAUUUCUGUUGGUUUUGAACACAAUCAAAUGAAACCUUGAGUGUUUAAUUUUUCAAUGUUAAAAGAAAUGUUAACCCAAAAUUUCAAAAUCUUACUAUUAUUCAGUAUUAAAUUACAAUAAUAUAAUAUUUAAGUUGACCCCCCCUGUGUUUCAUUGUUUUAUAGCAAUAAAUUUAUACUCUUUUGAAGUGAAAGAGGUCUGAGUUUGAAAAACGACUCGUGUAAACAUCCUACAGAUUAAUUUAUCCUUUCUUUCUAUUGGCAGUAGACCAUGGGCAAAACCAAACUAAUUUUAGUCAAAAGGAAUCACCUACUAAUUUUUUUUAAUUUUUUAUAUAUGUUAAUAUCUCAAUAAAAAAUGUUUGUCCAAAUUGUGCAGUCCUAGU